Pseudogymnoascus verrucosus is the source of this 3007-nucleotide messenger RNA. RefSeq lists its product as uncharacterized. The coding region runs from base 707 to 2044 and encodes 445 amino acids. The transcript has a single exon. Lineage: Eukaryota; Fungi; Ascomycota; Leotiomycetes; Thelebolales; Thelebolaceae. The record is from RefSeq and is a predicted model, not a curated record.
CCCGCAUCCCCUUGCCGUAACGGGCCCCCUCUUAUCAACGCAACGCAUACGUCAAUUGUAUAUGCCAGAGUGUAUAUAAUUCAACCCGGCAACCUUUCAAUAAACAUCGUUAUUCCUACUGUAAACCCUAAGCAGCACGAUUGAUCGAUCGAUUGGCGGUUGCCACGCGCCCACCCCUGGAAUUGUUUCUUGUUCGAGUCUCAGCCCCUCGAUCGACAAGACAGCCUCGCCCGACGCCACUAUCGCUGCUUUGGGGCACAGACUACUGGGUGCAUCAUUGCGAAACACUUUCGAAGGGGGACAGUGGUGUCUUUUUAGAUACUCCGUUGAACUGGUGUUUCUGGCUGUGUUUCCUGUCCAAACUUGCUUUUUAGAAGGGUACAAAACAUUGCGACAAACAAUCCGAGGGACACUUGACGACCAUACAACACGACGACAAUCACGGUUCCAGGAGACAGACAAACAAGCCGAAACAUUUGGAAACGAUACUGUGAAGCUCUCUCUAUACUAUAUACUCCUCCUCUCGCCUCCGGCUGUCGUCUAGUCCAUACUCGCCCCUCACGAAGUUGUCCUACAACCAAGUUCCCUUGCAUCCACGCGACACCUAUGGCCACAUCUCCCACACGGCCAAUGUCUGUUUAGGAACGUUCACCACGCCUACCACCGAUACAGGUUGAACCCUCAUGCUUGACAUACCGUCAUAACAAUGUCCCUUGGUGUCGGCAUCCAGUCCGUAGUCUUCUACGUCCUGUCCUGCAGCGCCUGCGCCAAAAUCUCCCACCGCCACAAAGCCAAAGCCGAAGCGAAGCGCGAGCGCGCUGAGAAGCAGAAGCUGGAAACAGACCAGCCAGGCCUAUACCACCACCCGUCACCCUUCAACACGAACCCCUACUGGGAUGAGGAAAUCACACUCGGUCCUGGCCCACCGAGUCGAAAGAACGGAAGCAAGAAUACCAGUUCGAGAGCGCUGAAUACCGCGGGGAAUGCUAGCAGUAUAGCCGCCAGCGUGGCGCCGAGUUCGCAGGCGCCGAGCAGCCCUACAAUAGUCCCGGAGGAUCAGCGAUUGAGCGGGGAUGACUGGAACCGCAAGCGGUACCAGCGCGAAGACGAGGAGCUCUGGGGCGUCGACACGAUUAAAGCUGGACAACGGCGCGUGCGCGACGCUUUUGCGACAGCGCAGGUCUCUGUCGGCUCGAAGCUGCGCGCUAUGGAGGAGCGAUUAGGCAAAUUCGGCACCGUGAAAGAGGAGGAUACCCAUCCGUACUACGUGUCUCGCAACCCCCCGGUCAACGACCUACAUCCCCCCGUCGUGAGCAGCCAUCCGUUCCAGAAGGGCGGGAUGCGCUGGAUGAUGCAGCCGCCGCCGUCGGCGAGCGUGAUGUCGGGGAAGCAGCAUCCGUCUGCGAGUAACAUCUCGAUUACUCGCAGUCGCAGCGGGAGUAGAGCGAGUACGCUCCCACCGAGCACGCCGAAUCUGAAUCGUCAGGUUACGGGGCGCGUGGUGGAGGAGAAGUUGCGCAGGGGGGAGACGCCGUCGGAUGCGGAGAUGAGGGUGUUGUCGAGGCAUAUUUCGGGCGCGAAGACGCUUAGCUCUGCGAAAUCGCUUGAGCCGUUGCAGAGGGUUAGUAGGACGAGGAGUUACUCCUCGAGCGAUGCGGAGGAUGAGAGUGAAGCACCCAGCCCGAGUAGGGCGGGGAAUGGGCUAAAAGCCGAAGAGAACAGGCAGGGGAAGCUGUCGCCGGUAUUCUCGGCCGCGGCGCAGAGGAGGAUGAGCCAGGAUUCUAUUGAGGAUGUGCCUGUGGCUGGUGAGGGGGGUGUGGCACCAGCGACGUCGGGAUCAAAGAAGGGGAAGGGGGAGAGGAGGAAGAAGGAACGCAGCCAGAGGGAGAGGCCGACCAGUCCGCAGAGCUCGCCUGAGCGGUUACCGCUUGAAAGCCUGGGGCAGAGGCAGGAAACGAGGGUGCAGAGCCCGCCGCCGGCGAAACUUAAGGGGGAGGUGGAGGAGUUGGAGUUGAAGAGCGAGGAGGCGGGCGUUGUGGCGUAGAGCCUCGUUGAUUGUCUGCAUAUAUCAGAACCCAACGCCAGGCCGGGAUAUCUCGCGCCUAUAGACAUACACGAGGACAACUCGACUCCUACGACGCAACACGCCUAUACUCCCUCACACCAUGAGCUGGGUGAUAAUCAACAGGUUGUCUGCACACAACCUCGCCCUCUCCUCCCUCGCUCCAGCAUAGGAAACAAAAGCUUGCUGCAACUCAACACCUUCUCAAGAAGCUGACACAACAAUACGCACAAGCAUUCUCAUCGGCCGGAACCAUCCACCGCGCCACCACACACAACUAUACUACAAUAUUUUUUUUACUACACCACCACCUUAACCAUCCCAUCCACCACCACUACCGGAUUGGGAUUUUCUUGUACAUCGUUUUCAAACACCUUCAUUCACCGUUCACUCAAAAAACGGCUACCACAACCUUCUUUCAAGCUACUACUACUACUCGUUUUAAACCAUUCAUGGACAUACAUUCUCUUCGGCGUCCACCAACCCAACCCACUGCUGUGGUUGGUAGCACCGUGCCUGUUUUCGUCGUACAAAAACCUUUUUUUAACUCAUUGUUUUUCUUUUUUUUAGUUUGAAGGGGGGAGAUGAGCGCUGGCGUUUCGUGUGUUGCAUUUGGGAAUGGUGUGUUUUGGGAAUUGGGUUUGGGAUUUUUUUCUUUGAAGGGGAAGUGUUGCAUGAGAGGGGAGGAGAGAAGGGGGGCGUUCGAAGAGGGUAUGCGAGCGGAGGAGAUAGAAUGGAUAGACGGACGGAUAGAUAAAGAUGAGAGAUAUUAUUCCUAUGCGUUUGCGUGUUGUUGUGUGCGGUUGGAAGGGAUGCAUUCUAAUCUGGCUGAUGCUUCUGUGCCCGAUGGUUUUAAUAAAGAUAAAAUCCCAAGCCGUGAACGGAUAUAAUCCGCCAACGUCAUAUAACCAAACAAACAAAGAAACAUAAUAAACCAGCAACCCC